This is a messenger RNA of Carassius gibelio (silver crucian carp), 3073 nucleotides long. RefSeq names its product dynein assembly factor with WDR repeat domains 1. NCBI's taxonomy places the organism in Eukaryota, Metazoa, Chordata, Actinopteri, Cypriniformes, Cyprinidae. The record is from RefSeq and is a predicted model, not a curated record. The transcript is spliced from 14 exons. Bases 201 to 1448 code for a protein of 415 amino acids. Gene Ontology annotation, molecular function: protein binding.
AUUUUAUGUCCUGUUGGUCUGGUGUAUCUGUUGGUGUUUUUGCUGUGCAGAGUAAAGUAAGCCAAGACCAGUCCCUUAUUUCCACACAAGGAGCUGUGCAAGAAACAAACAAAAACGUGCAGACGUGCGCAUGCGCGGUACGCAGCACUUGUAUCUCAUCACCGUAGUAACGGUUUGUUGACACCGUCUUCAGUGGCGCGAUGAGACUAAAACGGCUACACAUACGAUACUACCCACCAGGAAUAUUCCUGGACUAUGAGAAAGGGGGGCAGCUCAGAACGAAAUCCAUCGAUCUGUUAAACCUGACUCCAGAGACUGAUGUGAAUGAGUUAGUGUCAGACAUCAGAGCAGCUGAACCUCUCAUCAGCUCAUCCUGCGUCGAGCAGCUCAAAGCCCUGAUCCUCAAACUACAAGAGAAAGUCAGCCAAAAGGAUGACCGCAAGUUUUACCUUUUCAGGGCACUUCAGGCUCACAUCUUGCCCCUGACGAAUGUAGCCUUCAAUAAAUCAGGAUCGAGUUUUAUAACCGGAAGCUAUGACAGGACUUGUAAAAUAUGGGACACCGCAUCCGGAGAGGAGCUGCACACUUUGGAGGGUCACAGGAACGUUGUGUAUGCCAUCGCCUUCAACAACCCUUACGGAGACAAGGUUGCCACUGGCUCCUUUGACAAGACCUGCAAAUUGUGGAGUGCUGAAACAGGAAAGUGUUUCUACACGUUUCGAGGGCACACAGCAGAAAUCGUCUGCCUGGCCUUUAACCCUCAGAGUACCUUGGUUGCUACGGGCAGCAUGGACACCCUGGCUAAAUUAUGGGAUGUUGAGAGUGGGAAAGAGAUGUCUACAUUGGCAGGUCACUUCGCCGAGAUCAUCUCUCUCUCCUUUAACACAACGGGUGAUCGUUUGGUCACGGGGUCGUUUGACCACACUGCCAUUCUGUGGGACGUUUCUACUGGCAGCAAAGUUCACGUUCUCACAGGUCAUCGAGGAGAAAUCAGUUGCGUUCAGUUCAACUGGGACUGUUCCCUCAUCGUCACAGCCUCUCUGGACAAAACCUGCAAGGUGUGGGCUGCAGACGGCGGUCAGUGUUUGGCUACUCUCUUGGGUCAUAAUGAUGAAGUGCUGGAUGUGUGUUUUAACUACACUGGUCAGCUGAUCGCUACAGCCUCUGCUGAUGGUACAUCAAGAGUGUUCAGCGCAGAAACCUUCCAGUGUUUGUGGCAAUUAGAGGGCCAUAAUGGAGAGAUAUCUAAGGUGUGUUUUAAUCCGCAGGGGAGCCGUGUUUUGACGGCGAGUGUGGAUAAGACGGCUCGUGUGUGGUGUGUGAACACAGGAGCGUGUUUGCAGGAGCUCGAGGGCCAUUCUGAUGAGAUCUUCUCAUGUGCUUUCAACUACGAGGGAGACACCAUCAUUACAGGCAGUAAAGACAACACCUGCAGGAUCUGGCACUGAGAGAGCGGCCUGAACUCUGAUCUUACAGUAUUCCCACAUCUCUUUUGAUUAAGAUAUUGUGUGUCAUCUUGUCACACUGCCCCCUCGUAUUUCAGAGAACAUGUAUGUGUGGAAGACAUUAUGGUAACGCUUUUCACGUAUAACACAUUAUAAAGGUAUUCAUAAUGCAAGUUGUGAUGCAUUAUAUCUUUCAUGAAUAACUGUGAGCAAAGUUAAAAUGCUUUAUAAUAUUUGCAGAUUCUUUAUAAUGUUAAAAAAUGGUUGUUUGUUGUGUUUUCAUGCAUGAUUUUUAAUCGGUGUAGUGCAGAAUAGAUAACUAUUAUAAAUUAUUAUAACUGUGAUUAUUCAUGAGAUACAAUGCAUUGUAAGGUGCAUUACAAGGCAUAAUUAAUGCAUUAAAAUACUUUUAUAAAGGACUUUUAAGUUCAAGUGUUCCCAACAUAAUUAUUGCCGUUAUUUUUCCCCCUUAAAGAAUAUUCUGGCUUAAACUCAUGCUGUCAACUAUCACAAAAAAAUAAUGAUUCAUACCUGUUUAUUAACCCCAAAAUAAUGAUCUAUAAUGGAAUUCAGUGGGAAAACUGUUGUUCUAUAGACUUUCAAUCUAAGUGCAUGCUUGUCAACAUUAAUUAAUUUUUUUUGAUUGUAUAAAACUUUAAUAUGAAGUCAGGUAUUCAAUAUUAAGGCUUACUGUAUUAAAUCACAAUAAUCUUCUGGUGUAUUUAUCCUGGAAUAUCUCCUUUUUUUAACAUGCCAGUCUAUUUUUAGGUUAAAGGAAUAAUUCACAGAAAUAAGAAAAAAAUGCUAGAAAUGUACUCACUCUCAGGACAUCACAGACAUAAAGUAUAUGCGUUUGUUUCUUUGUCAGAAUAGAUUUGAAGAAAUGUAGCAUUGCAUCACUUGCUCACCAAUGGAUCCUCUGCAGUGAAUGGGUGCCGUCAGAAUGAGAGUCCAAACAGCUGAUAAAAACACAAUAAUCCACAAGAUUCCAGUAUAUCAAUUAAGUGAAGAGCUUUUUUGUAAGAAACAAAUCCAUCAUUAAAGUUUUUCAACUUUAAACCAUUGCUUCUGUCCAAAAUGUGAAUUUUAUUUAUAAUUUUAUUUAACAUCAAAAUCCACCCAUUUUUAAAUUGUAUGUGUAAUCUAUGGUAAUAACGUGUCCUCCAGUGAGAAAGUCCAUCCUGUCCUCUCACAUCUAAAUACUCCAAUAUAUUUGUUUAGAUCUGUUUUGGACUUUUUUCGCUUGCAUGCUCAGUGCAGAUUUCUCUCCUUAUUCAGUCUAGAUUACAAUUUUCACUGGAGAAAGAAUAGACAACUUUUUUUGUAUUUUAGCCGGAAACAACAGUUUUACGUUAAAAAUGCCUUAAUAUGUAUUUGUUUGAAAUCUUUUCACUUCACAAGAUCAGUUUUGAUCAGCUGUUUGGACUCAUAUUCUGACGGCACCCAUUCACUGCAGAGGAUCCACUGGUGAGUAAGUGAUGCAAUGCUACAUUUCUCUAAAUCUGUUCUGAUGAAGAAACAAACUCAUCUACAUUUUAGAUGGACUGAAGAUGAAUAAAUGUUCAAUUUUUUUGUGUGCACCUUCUUUAACAGCUGGCUAAAUGUGUAUAUAAACUCAUUUAUUCAAA